GUGGUCCUUCAUGAUGGAGCAAUAAUGGUGUUGACCGUCUGUCCCAAAUGCCGACACGAGUUCCCGCCGACUGCUUCGCCGCUCGAGCCGGCCCCGCUGCUGCCCACCACGCCCCAGCUCUGCCCCUGCCCCCGCUCCGUCGGGCCCACCCCCGCGCCCGCCCCCAGCCUGGGCGGCGGCGCUGUCCCUGCCGCCUGGCUGCCCCCGGCUCAACCGCCGGGCCCCGUCUCCUCGCCGACGCCGUCGUCAGCCAUGCUGUCGCUGUCCAUCACGGCGUCCAGCGCUGCCUCCCUCAACGGCGGCCAUGUGGUGGUGAAGACGACGCCGUCUGUCGCGGCGCCCACCAUCUCGGUGACGGCCACGCUCCCCGCCGUGGCGCCCAUGUGGGCCUGGAACCAGCCCGCCCCCGUCUCGGUGCCCAGCAUGGCUCCUGCGCCGACGUGGGCCAUGAUGCCCACGCCGUGGGCGAUGCCGCAACCGACGCCGACCUGGCCCACGCAGACUGGUCCUGUCCCCGCACCACUAACCCUCGGCCUGGAGCUUAUCCACGGCCCCCUGGCCCACAUGGGGGUCAACAGGCCGAGGCAGCCGCUCAGCCAGCCGCACAAUCAGCCCCCCGUCUGGGUGAAGGGGGCGCAGUACCGGCUCACUGGGGGCGGCAUCCUUCACGAGCGUGGUCAGCAGGGUCAGCAGGAGGCCCCCGUUCUGCUGCAACCGCGGGGGAAACCAACCCAUCCGCCCCAAGUCUGCGGCUCGGCGUCCGGCGUCGCCCCCGAGCAGUCGCCCUCCACGCCGCUGUCCUUCGUGCUGCCCGGAGGAGUGGCGCUGGCCGGCCUCUCGGUCGACCUCCAUGCCGUCGUCCCGGAGGCCUGUCCGGCGCCGGCCCACCAGCCCGCGCCGGAGGUCGGCUCCAACCCGGAGGCGGAGCUGCGCCUGCUCCAGGCCACCACUCAAGCCCUGCAGACCAGCGGCUGGUACUACGAGGGCUUCUCGUGGCAGGAGUCGGCCGCCACGCUGCGCGACGCCGCGCCCGGCACCUUCUUGGUCCGCGACUCGAGCGACCCGCGCUUCCUCUUCUCACUCAGCGUGCAGACGGACCGCGGCCCCACGAGCGUGCGCCUGCUCUACGUGGCUGGGGGCUUCAGGCUGGACGCGGAGCCGCACCUCGCGCCGACGAUGCCCCUGUUCCCCUGCGUGCUGCAGCUCAUCGAGCACUACAUGGACCACCGAGGGAAGCGGGGCUCCGCGCCCGUCGCCGCCGCUGCUGGUGCGAGUGCGCCUCGCAACCGGGAGCAGGUGUGGGUGGAUGCGCGCGGACAGGUGUAUUCCCACAUCCUGCUCACGGCACCCCGCCGACACACAGUCCCGGGGCUGCAGCACCUCGCCAGGCUCGCCGUCCACAAGCAGCUCAAGGCCGCCGCGACCACGUCGAUAACGCCGCAACAGCGAAGCGAGAGGAUCGCGAAGAUGGAGUUGCCCACGACCCUGUGUCGAUUUUUAGACGAUUACCCUUACGCACUAUGACCUCGAACUGCCGCCAUAGGGCUGUGUGCGGUUAAGCUAGUUAAGGUGAAAAAUGACUUAGGUUUUCGAGAGGAUUCGAACCCGCGGCUGCCGUCAUCUCCGUUACCACUUGCAUCCCUCGGGAUACAAACUAGUGUGUUAAUCAAGUGAUGACAUGACUGUGUCGUCGCGGGAUCGUUUACUUUCAAAAUCUUGUUGAUAUUUUUUUUAUGUUUCCUCAGUGUUUUCUUUGCCUACCUGUGUCAACCCUUGUAACAACUCUCUCACCGUUCUGUCGAUGUUUUCUUAUCAGUCGGUAAGAGAUGUUAAAACCAAAUAAUAGGAUAAUAAUUUCUGUACUUGAAUGUUGUGGGUGUCCUUUUUAUUUGUUAUUUUUAUUCUCGUUUAAUUGUUAUGAGCGUGUGUAAUGUGUGUAUGUGAAUGGGGACAAUGUGUCCUUCAGCUACCUCAAAAGCAUUGUUACCGUGGGCAGCUGCUGCUGAGGCUGUUCCCACUCACUGAAAGGAACAGGGUAACUAGAAAUUAUGUCCUCUGGUUGCCUCUGUCAGUUUUGUGAUAUUAAUUUAUUUUUACAAUAAUCAAGAAUCUAUAUCAUGUUUUGUACUGAUGUGUAUUGUAGUACUUGUACUUUUUAUAACAGUUCCAAAUGAUGUUUGACAUUGACUGCUCAAAUUGAGUAGUACGAAGUGAUUGCCUUUGUCUCUAGUGUGUCACUAGUUUGUUGCAAUUUUAUAUCAAAAGAAGUUCCUGUAUGCCAAAUCAAAAUUGUGGGCCUUUUGUUUGACUUAAGAAAUCAAUGAAUCAGAAUAAUAUGAAACAGUAUUUUUGUACUCAGUUGUGUGUUUACUUCUGGCUAUUUAUUUUUGUGUGACGACUUUCACACCUUCCAGAGAAGUACUAUUUAUUAAAGAAAACCAAUGUUUUAUGAAA
Frankliniella occidentalis (western flower thrips) is the source of this 2454-nucleotide messenger RNA. RefSeq lists its product as uncharacterized. Gene Ontology annotation, molecular function: 1-phosphatidylinositol-3-kinase regulator activity. Lineage: Eukaryota; Metazoa; Arthropoda; Insecta; Thysanoptera; Thripidae. The transcript has a single exon. The coding region runs from base 25 to 1524 and encodes 499 amino acids. Gene Ontology annotation, cellular component: phosphatidylinositol 3-kinase complex. Gene Ontology annotation, biological process: phosphatidylinositol phosphate biosynthetic process; intracellular signal transduction. The record is from RefSeq and is a predicted model, not a curated record.